Moesziomyces antarcticus is the source of this 4752-nucleotide messenger RNA. RefSeq names its product eukaryotic translation initiation factor 1. The transcript is spliced from 11 exons. Gene Ontology annotation, biological process: translational initiation; regulation of DNA-templated transcription. The record is from RefSeq and is a predicted model, not a curated record. Gene Ontology annotation, cellular component: eukaryotic 43S preinitiation complex. Lineage: Eukaryota; Fungi; Basidiomycota; Ustilaginomycetes; Ustilaginales; Ustilaginaceae. Gene Ontology annotation, molecular function: translation initiation factor activity; ribosomal small subunit binding; sequence-specific DNA binding. The coding region runs from base 1 to 4752 and encodes 1583 amino acids.
AUGCUGCCGUUCUGCUUCCGCAGAACCGCCGCCCCACGUCUCUAUUUUGCGGCUCCUGCUCCUUCAACGUCGAUGGCAUCUACUGGUGUUGGUUUUGCAUUCACCUCACAGCACCGUCAGUGUGGUCGCAAUGAAUUGUGGGCGCGGACGGCGUUUGGAGGAGCCCUAGCGGGGCCCACGGCUCAAGACCCGUUUGGCUCUUCUACCGCACAUCGCCAGCUUGCCAGCGUCGGUGGCUCCGUCUGGUCGUCCGCGCCCGCGCUAGAGCUCUCGUUGAAAGUCAGACGGCCCGUUCCAGCCAAAGAGCACCAGCAGCAGCAGCAGCAGCAGCAGCAGCAGCAGCACCAACGGCCGCCUCUUAUUUUUCGCACCGCUCCCCACUUGGCUCGCGCGCUCGUCGUAUCUGCAUCCGCCCGCCGCGCCGCCGCCCCGCCCCGAGUGAACCCUCACGCCUCGGAGCCCAACUUGAGCUGCCUCGCCAUCGUCAUCACCAUCCUUCCGCCGCUCCACCUUGUUCCCGGCACCUCAUAUCCGCUCCCGCCGACCUUCAUCCAUCCUUCAGCGCCUCUCCACCAUCACCAAGGCAUCAGCUGCACGUCUCUCUCCGUUCGGCUCCCGUUCGGUGCCACACAAGACACCGAGCCGCAACUCAACCGACUGUUCCGACUCUUGCCUUUUGAUUGCACGUCUGGCGCUUCUUCCGAGGUUGCCUUCCAAUCGCUUCGUCAGCCCUUCCGCUUCGUACUAGCUUCGAAGACGGGCCAGAACUGGUCCGGUCAACCCAUGGACCAACAGCAGAACUUCAACCCGCCCUUUUUCAACGGCGAUGGCAACAUGAGCCAAGAGGCCAUGCAGAACAUGUUUCAGAAUGGCUCGCGCAACGACAUGGCUAACCAGGCCUUUGCCGGCUUCGACCCAUCCGCUGCCGCGCACAACUUUCAGCAACAGCAAUCUCAGAUGAUGAUGGCACAGCAAGCGUUCCAAAGUCGACAGAUGGAGGGCGACGCCUCGCAACGCUUCGUUCAGUCCAUGGUGCCCAACGGCAUGGAUCCCGCUGCAUCCGCCGCCGCCGCUGCCGCCUACGGUCAUCUCGGCUUCAACGGCUCUGCAUCCGCUCCCGCAUCCAGACGUCAGUCGCAGAAGAACAAUGGCGACGCUUCGCUGGUCGGUGCGUCCGCCGACGGCGGCUGGACUGGCAUGCCCAAUGCAAUGCCCGACUACAUGCAGAACGGCGCCGAAGCACACGCCAACAUGUCGAUGCGCGCGCCUUCAAAUGCGGAUUUCCGCGCCAGCGCCAACGGCUACGAGCCCGACGGUCCCAGCUCCAACAGCAGCGAGGAUUCAGCUCAAGGCAAGCGCAGGCGCAUGACCUUCACAGGCGCGCCCAUCCAACCCAACCAGGCUCAGAACGGCAACAAGCCCGUCCUCCUGCACAACGACAGCGGCUCCAGCAUGAGCGGCAUCAACAGCAUCGGUUCCACUCCGGCCCAGCUCCACGCUCCAGAUGGACAGCCAGCCCACUUUGCACGUCCGCCCUUCCGCCACCGCAGGUCGCGCAGCGGUUCCGAAGUGGUGGGCCCGCCGGGUUUUGGACAGCGAUCCUUCAGCAGCAUCGAGCUCGGUUCUGGACUCCAGGACCCUUACGCAGCCGGCCUUGGCUACCCACAACCGCCCUCGUUAUAUCCAGCCGGCCAGCAGCACAGCCACUCUUUCAACGGAUCGCAGGCGCUCGCCGCCAUGGGAGGCCACGCUGCGAGUCAUCCCCCGGGCCUCGGCAGUCAGAUCCUGCGCGGCGUCGAUGUGAGCGCCAGCGGCUCGUCGGCAGCCACCGACUUUACAAAACGCAAAGGCUGGACCGGCCGCGUCGUCGAAGAGCUGCUCGACUUUGUUCACGUCUUGGACCCGGAGGGCACCAUCCUCUUUGCGAGCCCCAGUGUGCAAGGCUUGACGGGCUGGAAGAGCGAGGAACUCAAAGGCCGCAAACUCACCGAAUUCGUGCAUCCGCAAGACGUCGCCUCGGUGGAGCGCGAGAUCGACCGGAUGCGAUGCAGCAAGGGCGAGCUGCUCACCUACUACCGCUUCAAGACCAAGACCAGCGCGAACCGCUCCAAGAAGGGCGAAAAGGGCACCAACGACAACGAGUCCUCCGCUGGCGACACGGGCGAGGAGAAGGAGCGCGGCAACGAGCGUCGAAGCGAGGUCGAGCACGCCGAUGCCUUUACGCGCGAUGGAGACUACAUUGUCUUUGAGGCGACCGGCCACCCGUACUUCCCGCCCGAGCCUAUCGGUGCGACCAACGACAAGGUCGGCGCCGAUGCGCCGCAGGAGCAGGACGAAGCAGGAGCAGGCAAUGACAAGAUCGUCGCCAGCAAUGGCGCCGACGCCGACUCCAAGGCAGGCUCUGUCGCGGUCAAGUCCGAGAAGAUGGCUCCCAACCUGUCGGUCAGCUCCAAGACGGGCGCGCAUCCGUUGAGCCAGGAGCAGACGCUGCAGACGCCCACGAGCGAUGCCACCAGCUCGUCACGCUCGCAGCUGCAGUGCUUCUUCUGCUCGGCCCGGCCGUAUCCGAGCAAGAAUACGAGCAUGCUCGACUCGUUCCUCGAACUCAAGCUCGAGAACGAGAAGCUGCGUCUGCUGAUCGCCGAUAUGGAUCUGACAGGCCCGGAUCACGACCAACAUCGCGAUUCGUUUGCCGCUGCAUACCAUCCCGAUCUGUUAAAGCAGGAGCUCGAGAGCGAUUCGACGGGUGGAUGGGCGCAUGCGGUCAACCCCAUGUUUGGCGGCGCCGCCGUCGGUCCCGACGGACGCGUCGUGCCGCCGCAAUCUGGGCCGCGUCCUGGCGAAGCCUCGCGCCAAAACUCGAUCGCAUCGCAUCCGACGAGUCCCGUGAUGCGCACCAACAGCGCGCGGGACGACGUGCUUGCCGGACUCGGCGUCUCGGCGGGCGACGACUCGGACGAGGAUGGCGGCGCCAGUCAGGGCGUCGCGGGCAUGGGCGGUGCCGAAGGGGCUGCCAACGCCGCCGACGAAGCACGACGCAAGAAGAAGCCCAAGCAGGACGACGGCGAUCAUGUGUGCACCGACUGCGGGCGCGUCGACUCGCCCGAGUGGCGCAAGGGUCCGCUGGGCCCCAAGACGCUGUGCAACGCGUGCGGUCUGCGCUGGGCCAAGAAGAUCAAGCGCAAGGGCGGCGAUCCCAACAUGGCCGCCGGAGCCAUGAUGGUGCAGGGAGGUGGGAUGCCGCCUGCGGGCGGUGUGCCUGGCGGCGUCGGUAUGAAUGUCGGCAUGGGCAACCACAUGAUGCCGCACGGUCACGGCAUGGCGCACGGCCAUCCGCAUCCCUUCAAUCGCGCCGACAGCGGGCAGAUGCAGGGCAUCCAGAUGGCGCCGCCGGGCUCCAUGCCGCCGGGUAUCAACAUGCAGGGCAUGAUGGCGUCGUCGCCCAACGGAUUCGCAGCGCGCGGCUCGUUUGACGAGAACCCGCAUGCGAAUCAGAACAAUAUGAUGAACGGCAUGGGCGGAGGUCACAUGGUCGCUGUCGUCGCCUUCGCCGUCGCUGGCGGAUGGUGGUGCGCGCCCAACCCUCUGGACGAGACGCAGCUUUCAACGUUCCACAUACUCGUGGGCACGGCUGAGCAAUCACAGUUGCUCACUAAUUUCCGGCACUGGACCCGCUCUUCGAUCGCGGCUCAGCGCUUUGUGAGCGCCACUUUUUCGAGACUGCUCAGCGCAGUGUCGUCCGAGCGGGCAGCCGUGCCAAAACGCAAGACUGCGCAAUUCAAGCCUGCGCCUUGCCCCCUCGACCGCAGCGCGCAUCUGUUAGAACGCCCGUCGUCGCGACUCGGUGCACUUGAAUCUGCCUUGACACUGGUUGCGUCGCCACCACCAACCACCACCACCACCUCUCCCUUCUUCCCCAGCCUCGUUUCUUUUCGCACUCCGUUUCUCCUUUUCAUCGUCAGUUACGAUCCCUUCGCCGAUCUCGGCGACGAGUCAAAGCCCGACGCUACCUCGCAGGCUACCAAGAAGCAGCAGACGCAGAACUACGUCCACAUCCGCAUCCAGCAGAGGAACGGUCGUAAGACGCUCACCACCCUCCAGGGACUUCCCAAAGAGUAUGACCAGAAGAAGCUGCUGAAGGCCUUCAAGAAGGAAUUCGCAUGCAACGGUACCAUUGUUGACGACGAGGAGCUCGGCCAAGUCAUCCAGCUUCAGGGAGACCAGCGCCAGAAGGUGGCCUCGUUCAUCGUCCAGGAAGGCAUCACGCCCAAGACCGACGUCAAGGUGCACGCCACUCUUCCCUCCGACUCUCAACAUCUGUUCCGACUUGACGUCUUUGACGAUCUCCGAUUCGGCGCACGCCGAUUUCCCCAGCUUCGCCUCAUUCUAACCUCAUACCACCCUUCCAGCGGACCCUUCGACGCGAUGUCAGCCUCGUGCACCGAAGCGGGGCCUUCUCGCCUUGUUGCGGCCCCGCUGAGGUCGAUACGGCGCGAGCGCUGCCGCGGCCGCAGCGGUUGUGCGCCUCGCCGACGUGCCAGUGUGGCGGCAUGCAUGGCCGAAGACGACGCGCCCUCGCGCUGUGCUGGCUCGCCUGCUAGCGAUGUCGCGCUCGGCAGCGAGACCGCGCUGGUGGUUGGUGCCGGCACGACCUCGAGAGCAGCGUCGCGUCGGCGUGUUCCGUCCCCCCUCCUCCGUCUGGCCUCAGAGAUGGUGCGCCCACCAGAGCGACCACCCACGUUGCCAAUCUAG